UAUUGUUUUUUAAAUCAAUUAAAUUUUUUUUAAAUAUGGCUGCCUGACUGUUAUACAUAAAUAUAUUUUUGAAGUGAAUUUGUAAUUUACAAAAUUAUAUUAUUAAAUGAGCAAGAUUUUUGGAAAUUUUUUCGUGCGCGAUAAUUAUUUAAAAUUCUUAUUUAAAAAGAAAAAUACAGUGUAUAUUUAAAAAAAAAGGGUCUGAAAUUUUAACGCCCUUCCAUCUUUGAUUAAAAAAGAUUAAUGUGUAAAAUAAUUUUGUUAAUUUGACUAACAACUAUAAGCAUCUACUGCAAAUAUUUCAAUAUAGUGCUAAGAUAGUUGAUUUUUUGUCUAAAGUUGUAGUUUUUUUUUCAUUUUGAAUAACAAUACAUACUAAACUUUGAAGUCAUCAUUUUUAAUAUGGAAUUAGAGAACUUACAGAACAUAAAUCAGUUGGAUUUCUUUCCUGCAGUGCCUGUUAUAAAACAGGAACAAUCAGAGCGUUUGGAUGAAAAUAGCUCUAAUAGUGCUAAUCCAUGCGACAGUGUAGAAAAACAAGUUGGACAAGCAACAAGUACUCCAAAUGAAACAAUUCCAACAAAAUGUGUUUGGUGUGGACAAGUUCUCACUCCAAAUGAUCAUCCAAAACUCUUAGAAUGUCUCCAUGUUGCUUGUGGACAAUGUAUUAACACCAAGUUCACAGAAGUGGAUCGUACUAUGCCACCGAUAAUACAUUGUCCAUUAUGCAAUAUGGCAAGUCAAAAUGACUUUAUUAUUGAUAACCAGUUUUUAAUAGAAUCAAUUAACUCCAGUGAUGAUAAUCAAUCCCUAGAAGGUGAUAAAUCAUCGGCUCAGGUAAAAUGCAGCAAUUGCAGUGAUGAAGCAACAGCGACUUCUUGGUGUGUGGAUUGUUCAGAGUUUAUUUGUGAUAAUUGUGUCCAAGCACAUCUUCGUUUGAAAAUAACAAAAGAUCAUACCAUCAAGCCAAAAGAUGAAGCUAAUUGCGAUUUGCAAAACAAUAACAAUAAUGCCAAUCGCAGUUUAAUGUGUUCAACACAUCCACAAGAAAAAUUAUCAUUAUUUUGCGAAACUUGUGAUAAAUUGACUUGUAGAGAUUGUCAGUUGGCAAAUCAUCGGGAUCAUAAAUAUAAAUUUGCACAUGAAAUUGCUACUGAAACAAGAAAUCAACUCACUUCACUAUUAAGUGAUAUUAAUUAUAAAAGAUUUCUUUUAACUAGUGCAAAAAAAGUUAUUGAUGACCGUCAAAAUUUAAUUAUGGAACGAAAAAAAGAUAUGAUCAAAGAUAUUACAGCAAUGGUUGUUAAAAUAACCAACACAGUUAAUGCUCGAGGCAAGCAGUUGGCAAUGAGAGUAAAUGAAGUUUGUGAUGCUAAAUUAAAGGUACUGUGUGAAAAAAAGGAGGCUUUACAGUUGCUCUCGGACAAUACAGACCAUUGCAUUGAUUUUGUUUCAAAUGCCCUAGAAAAAGGGAGUGAUGGAGCAGUUUUAUAUAGUAAAAAAUCGUUGUCAAGACAUUUACAAAAGCUAAAAUGUCAACGGGCUGAUAUUCCAAACCCAGAAAUUCCAGUUCGAUUAAAUAUUCAAUUAAAUCAAGUGAGCGAGUUGCAAAAAGUUAUAUCUCAAAUGGGUACAAUUCUUGUUGAUGGAAAACCAUACCCCUCGCAACCGCAACUGAACGUUCCACCACGACAGGCUGUUAGUCCAAACAUGGCUCCGCCUCUAAGACCUGGAUUACAACCACCGGCUUUGCAACAAAUUCCUUCUGGACACCAACCUCCUGUUCCUACAAAUAAUUAUCAAAACGGAUCACCAUACCAUAAUGCCCCAUCACAACCGUUUAAUAGCAUGCAGAUGAACAGACAAUAUCCAAAUGAUGCUCAAAGAAUGAAUGGAUAUCCAGGAAUGGGGCCUGGUUCUAUGCAAAGGCAACCUGGGCAGCCGCUUGUUAGUUCUUCCACACAUCCUCAAAAUAUAGUUAAUCAAAAUCCAAAUCAUAUGGGUUUUGGUAAUCCAAGUAUGCAACAAAACGGACCAUCGCCUCCAAAUAUUCAACAUCAGAUGCGACAGCAUUUUAUGAGUGGAAACCCUGUUCAAAAUCCAAAUCACCAAUGUCAAAAUUUUCAGCAAAACCAGGUUGGACCUAAUGGACCUCCUGGAGCAUUUAUGAAUAGUGGACCUAGGUUUCAAAAUUUUCAACGCAUGACUCCUAAUCAUCUUCAAGGCAUGUCAGGCACAAGUCCUAUCAGCAAUAAUGUUGCAGGACCUAUUCGCCCGAUGAUGCAAAACUCAAUGGGUUAUGGAGUACCACAAAAUACAUAUAACCAAGGGGGUCAAACAAAUCAACCGAUUAACGUUCAAAUGGGACUAAGCAUGCCAAACACAGCGAAUCACUCUGUUGGAGCUAAAUGGCACAUUCCUCAGUCGGCGCAACAAGAUAGUGGCGCAGUGUGUAUUCAACAAAAUCCUUUGCUACAGUUUCCUAACGGUCAACAAAGAGAAAAUUUUAAAAUAUCUUUGAAAUCCCCAAAUACUAUUAAAAAUACCACACCACCAGCCACAACCCCUAAUCCAAGUGUGCAGCCAAGUAUAUUACCCAAUGUAACCUCUACAAAUCCAAAAACACCGAGUCCGAGCACCAAUGAUGCGUCCAAGGAUUUUACAGAGCCAAUAGAUAAAGUAAGAGAAGAUUCAAUCAACGAUUUGAUGGCUACAAUCGCUAAAUUAGACUCAAAUGGAGUUCAAGUUCUAGCUGAAGGAAGAAAUAAAACAACUUCUCCACAAGUUCACAGUUCCACUGAUUUAACAAAUACUCAAGAAGAAAAACAUGAUAUGAAAGACGAUCCUAAUGAAGACUGGUGUGCUGUGUGUUUGGAUGGUGGAGAAUUAAUGUGUUGCGAUAAAUGUCCGAAAGUGUUUCACCAGAGUUGUCAUAUACCCGCUAUUAGUUCUUUACCAGAUGAAAGUGAAACUUGGCAGUGUUUAUUGUGUGUAAAUAUGGAGGCACUUACUGCUCAAGCUGAACAAAAAGUAAAUAACACAGGGGAGCUUUUACCUUGUGAACUAAAAAUUAUUCAACGUAUUUGCUUAGAGUUAUAUUGUCAAUAUGAACAAAGCUUACCAUUUAGAGAGCCAGAACCUCAAAGCAAUACAAGUUACUAUGAAAUUGUUUGCAACCCAAUAUCAUUGGACGAAAUUCGAAGUCGAUUAGACCCUCAUAAACCAAAUCAUUAUAAGGACAUAGGAUCUUUCGUUCGUGAUGUAAGGUUGUUAUUUAAAAACGUUCAUCUUUUUUAUCAGGAGGAUUCAAAAACAUUUACCAAGGCCAGGUAUUUGGAAAGUUUUUUUGAUGAACAAUUACGUAAGUGGCUACCAAAACACACUAAUACAAAAUCUAGCGAGGGUAGCAAUAAUGAAACAACUAGUAAUGAAGAGAGUUCUGCAAAGAUCACUGAAAGAACAUAUGAUGAUGGAAACGGUACAAACAGAAAUGAAAAUGUACCAAAUAAUACGAAAGAUCGAAAUUGUUCUGAGGAACCUCCACAAAAAAAAUCAAAAGUUUAGAUUUGUAAUUUAAUAUUAUGGUUUAAGUAUUUCGUGUAACAAAUAGGAAAAUUUUCACAAAACUUUUUUUUUUUUAAUAUUCUCAUGAUGAUAUAAAUUUGACUUUUAAUUUCUCAAAAGA
Messenger RNA from Condylostylus longicornis, 3685 nucleotides. It is a transcript of the gene bon, whose product is annotated as E3 ubiquitin-protein ligase TRIM33. The coding region runs from base 403 to 3564 and encodes 1053 amino acids. The record is from RefSeq and is a predicted model, not a curated record. Gene Ontology annotation, cellular component: chromatin; nucleoplasm. NCBI's taxonomy places the organism in Eukaryota, Metazoa, Arthropoda, Insecta, Diptera, Dolichopodidae. The transcript is spliced from 12 exons. Gene Ontology annotation, biological process: positive regulation of DNA-templated transcription. Gene Ontology annotation, molecular function: zinc ion binding; ubiquitin-protein transferase activity; protein binding.